UUAUUACUUAAAACCUUAUUCAGUAUUGUAGAUUAAUAAUUUUUAAUUAUUAAUCUACAACACUGAAUAAGGUUUGAUUCAUAUUGCAUUGUGUUAAUGAUAUGCUUAUAUUUAAAUAUAUUUAUGUAUAUUUUUCAUAGACGAGAAAAAUUUUAAGUAGGUUCAUCGAGAGAAGCUCCUAGUAAAUGGUGGCAUUACGAUAUUGUUGCCAAAAUAAUAGGUGGUGAAGCUUUCCUUGACAAUGACCUUUUUUUCUCAAAGUCAAAAUUUUUCCAGUCAAGAUUUUCAAGAUGAUCAGGGAGAUAUCUGUGAACAAAAAAAGUAUUGGAAAAACGUAAAAAGCGUUUUGGCUGUACAUUGUUCAAGAAGGAAAACAUUAUUCGAUGAUGAAUCAAUCACCCACCUUUUUUCGUAUUUAAAGUUAGCUUCCUUUAAGUUGAAUCAACAAGGGGAUCUAACUGAAAGAAAAGUUUGGGUUAAGCCUAAAAAUUUAACGAGAUGGUUUAAAAAGAUUUUUACUCAAAUGGAGAAAAUUUUAAGAACAUUUUUGAGUAAAUCGCAACAUAUUAAAUUUCAUAGUUAAUGAAUUGCGUCCACAUUUAUGCAAAACUACA
Hydra vulgaris (swiftwater hydra) is the source of this 614-nucleotide messenger RNA. The record is from RefSeq and is a predicted model, not a curated record. NCBI's taxonomy places the organism in Eukaryota, Metazoa, Cnidaria, Hydrozoa, Anthoathecata, Hydridae.